GAGGAAGAGGGAGAUUGUGAUGGAGAAAGGGGGUCUGUAAAACGUCAGAAACAGCACAAAGGCUUUGCCACGUAAUUACAGCCUCCUAUUAAGUCGAGAUCUGCCCUCCCCGAGGUCUCCAAUUUUCAAGUAUUCCCUACAAAGCCUCCUCUGCAUGCCAGUCUGUGGCUUUUGAAGUGCCAGAGAGCUUCUUGAUCCAACUGAGAAGGGGAAAGGAGCUCCACAAGAAGAGGGGGGAGAGACAGAGACAGAGAAAGAGAGAAGGGAAAGCGAACCCCCUCCCACCACCCUUUCUUGGACUCUGAAACCUUUCCUUUUUUAAAAAAAAUCCUUUACGAAGAGUAAAGUGAGAAUCCUGCUCUCCAAUACAUCUGCAAGACAUCAUCCUCCCUCCUGAAACCCUAGCACUCCUGAGAAUCAACAGGAGUGCAGAAAGGGGGGAACACGUUUUCUUGAAGAUGUUUUAAAGCUGGAACAAGCCUUCUUCUGUCGGUGCUUAAACUCUUGCCUGGGAAUAACUUCUUAAACGUUUAGUGGCACCCCGAGCCGGGCCGGGGGAAGGCGGGCGGCGAGCAUGGCCUCCAGCUACGGCCACGUCCUGGACCGGCAGGCCGCCCUGGCCGGCCGCUUGGACAGCCCCGGGAACCUGGACACCCUGCAAGCCAAGAAGAACUUCUCGGUCAGCCACCUGCUGGAUCUGGAGGAGGCGGGGGACAUGGUGGCCGCCCAGGCGGACGAGAGCGUCGGCGAGGCCGGCCGGAGCUUGCUGGAGUCCCCGGGGCUGACCAGCGGCAGCGACACACCGCAGCAGGACAACGACCAGUUGAACUCAGAAGAGAAGAAGAAGAGAAAGCAGAGGAGAAACCGGACAACCUUCAACAGCAGCCAGCUGCAGGCCUUAGAGAGAGUGUUUGAAAGGACACACUACCCAGAUGCCUUUGUCCGGGAAGACCUCGCACGCAGAGUGAACCUCACCGAAGCCAGGGUUCAGGUGUGGUUUCAGAACCGAAGAGCCAAGUUUCGCCGAAACGAGAGGGCCAUGCUGGCUAACAAAAAUGCCUCCCUCCUUAAAUCUUACUCGGGGGAAGUGACCGCUGUGGAACAACCCAUCGUCCCGCGUCCCGCUCCAAGACCCACUGACUAUCUCUCCUGGGGAACGGCUUCUCCGUACAGUGCAAUGGCUACCUACUCUGCCACGUGUGCCAACACCAGCCCAGCCCAGGGCAUGAACAUGGCCAACAGCAUUGCCAACCUGAGACUGAAGGCAAAGGAAUAUAGUUUACAGAGGAAUCAGGUCCCAACAGUCAACUGAGGCCCCAGAAGAAACCCCCCCAAAAAAAAAACCAAACAAAGACACCCAUCCUGCUCUGUCAUUUCUUCAUCUGCUGGGAAAAAAAAUGCAGAACUAAAUUUGGGGAUAAAAGCAGAAAAAAGAGGAGAGGAGCAAGCUGAAAAAUUGGCUAAAACACAUUUCUCCUCACUUUGGAGUACCAAUCAUCCUGGUUUCCAUAUUUUGUCCCCCUGCUCAUUCAUGCUUUGCUCCGUAUACUUCAGCUUCUUCAGUUAAGUCCACCCCAGCCCAUUGUUUUAUGAUUAUUGUUUUUAAGAGUUCACAGCCUCAGAAGAAGACUUAUAUGCUGAAAAAGUGCCUGAAGCCACACCUGCCACAAUUCUAUCUUGACCCCUGUGGCCUUUCCUGCACCUUCCCCCCAAUCCCCGCCCACCCCCUCCGCCCCAAUCUCACCUUAUAGAAGCUUGUCAAAAGCCUUUGGAGAAGGAAAGCCUCAUGAAGAACCCAGACUAGACUUUCUCCGAGGUUUGCGAGCGGGCUUCUCUGCCGCCAUCCCCCCGGCCCACCCCUGGAGAAGGCCUCCAUGCACAACGCUCGACGCAACAUUUGAACGUGCCUUGAUCUCUUCCUAACCUGGCUGCCUGCAAACUCCAAGCCUUAGUCGAAAGACAGCCAUUCUGGGUUAAGACGCCUGUGUUGCUUUUGAAUGAUUUGCUGGCACUGCCAUUUUGAACAGCCAAAGAAAGUAGAAAUGCUUUUCAUUCCAGAAAGGAAGGGAAAAACACUCUGCAGAAAAAGGACUGGGAUCUGUGAUGGCGAAUUCUACUGUUUCCGUUUGGUGCCACGGGUAUUAAAGGGCUGUCAGAUGCACAUUUAUAUAUACUGUAUAUAGUUAUAUAUUAUAUAUAUAAAAUAUUCAUGCAAGCUUGGUUUUGUGGUUUCUCAAUAAAAAUGUCAGGUUGUCACUGUCACCACCUUGCCUGUCUCCCCAGUGAAGGGGCAAAUCAAUAAAUACCCUGUUUUCUUUUCUCUGGAUACAGCAGUUCCUAUCAAGUCCAUGGAACCAUAUUCAGGGUGAACCCUUUUUAAGCACGCAGUGUGGUUCUAAGUGGAUGGUGGUGAAAGCUCCUUUUCUAGACUGCAAACUCUGUGAGGGCAGGGACUCAUUCUACCAGCUUUGUUGUAC
This is a messenger RNA of Tachyglossus aculeatus (Australian echidna), 2477 nucleotides long. RefSeq names its product paired related homeobox 1 (gene PRRX1). Bases 575 to 1312 code for a protein of 245 amino acids. Gene Ontology annotation, molecular function: DNA binding; DNA-binding transcription factor activity, RNA polymerase II-specific. The record is from RefSeq and is a predicted model, not a curated record. NCBI's taxonomy places the organism in Eukaryota, Metazoa, Chordata, Mammalia, Monotremata, Tachyglossidae. The transcript is spliced from 5 exons. Gene Ontology annotation, biological process: regulation of DNA-templated transcription.